AUGAAUGCCCUCCUCCUACUCCUCCUCCUCCUCCCCGCCCUCUUCCUACUGGGCACAGUAACCCACCACCUCCUCCCACGCAAUCUCACCCGCGAAGACCUCACUCGCGCUCUACGCAAGCUCAUGCGUCGCGACCUCUCCCGCUCAGCCUUCGGCCUUCCGCCUGUUCCCUCGCGCUUGUCCGUGCGCGCAGCCACGUUCCUGUCACUGUGUGUUGCAGCCGCCACCUCCCUCGCCUGUGGGACGGUCUUCCUCGUUCUCUCCUCUUCCAUCCUGGCGCUCGCCCCAACCUUCUUGGCACCCACCACCGCCGCCACCACCACCCCCACCUACCCAUCCCACCCACCUACCUUUGGACCAGGCCUCAACAAGGUUACCGCCGCCCUCCUGGCUGCCACCACAGCCCUGCCUAUCGUCUCAACCCUCCUCGCCGCCGCAGGCGUAUUCCUCCGCCUCCGCAAAGGACCAAACCUCGUCCGCGGGUUACUCGGCGCACAGGGCCGACACCUCACCCAUGCUGCUGUCGCGCGCACAUCGCUGUUUGCGCUCAUCCUUACUGGCACACUGGUGGGGGUAUCUGCUGCCCUGCCAGCGUAUGCGGCACUUAUCAUUUUGGCCGCGGCCGCCAGCCACGCUCGCAAAUCACGCGACCUUCUACGCUCAGAGAUAUCACAGACCAACACGACAUGGACGCACUUGAACUCGUCGUCCCACCUCAACUCCUCGAACGACUCGGACCUCCUUGGUGACUUCAGCAACAUCCUCCCGCCGCGGGAAGCCAUAACGCAGCCCUCCACGCCGGUGCCGUGGAUGCCACCCGUCGGCUCGCCAAGCUCCUGGGUCUCGGAACGUGAGGCGGCCACAUUGCCCGAAUGGGACUUCCGCGCGUCCCUCGGUCACCGGCGUACAAGCAGCUCGUUUACGAACCGCACGCUGGCCGCACUGGGCCUCGAACCAAAGACCAAGAGAAGUAAGAGCAGCGAGACGAACACGUUCCACACGGCGCCAACGAAACCAAGCUCGUCUAUCUCGAGUGCGGGCCGACGCAGUUUCUCGGCUCCAACUGCCAACGACAGCCAGCGUCCUGAUGGUUCUGUUGUCGGCGUGUUCGAACCCAGCCCGUUCGAACCCCUCCCACCGCACAACUUCAGUACCAUCACCAAGCUCUCGGUUCCCCGCUCUGCUGGUAAUAGCGACGUGACGAGAAGCGUUGCCGACCUCGGUGGCGCGCGCACUUUCACCCUCGUCGACCAUGGCGCCCAUGUCGCCAUCCACGACCUCUCCAACACCAACCUCUCUUCGAUCGAGCACAGCAGUACCGCUAACCUCACCUCGAUCGAGAACAGCCACGACAUGCCCAGUACCGUCAAACUGACGAUUCCCACACCUGCCGCGGUGUCCCCCGGAUCGCCUUGGUGGCCAAGCGAGAUGGGAGACAUGAACGACACCGAAUGGCUUCCGGUCAAACCGCCGCCCGUGUCCGAGGGCUGGCGCCGGGCUGACAGCAUGUGCGGCCUCCUCGGCGUCGUCGGUCUCGUCCUCUGCUUCGGACUCACGGUGCCACUUCUGGUGCUCGGCGUGCACACUGCCACACUCACGACGUUUGCGGUCUCAAUCGCCCUACCGGGGCCAGCCCUCGCCGCGGCGACAUUCUUCACCCGUCACAUACCCAUCACCACGCCCAUGCCUCUUCCGUCUGCGGCCGGAGUCGCGUCGACCGCCAUCGGCAUCGAGUGGGACCGCAACAGCGGAUACCGUACCAUCGACUUUACACGUGUCGACUUUGGCCAACCGCGCUGGAGAGCGCCCCAACCGGGCCCGCACGGCUCGGGCGUGCGGAUCAGCGAGCCGCGAGACCUGCGCCCAGUGCGUCCCCUAACCCCGAUUAUGCCCAGCAAGCCGACGAACACAGCAACCCUCAAAGCCAGCACUCCCAACGCGCGCAAGCACAGUUUCCGCCGCCGCGAACUCCUCAAGCCCAACCCUCACAUCGUCCAAGCGCCCAAGAUACGGAACAGGCUCGGGCGCCUCCGCGGCGGCGUGAUGAGCAUAUGUGCCGACCACACGCGCGGCGACAGCGCGAGCGGCGACGAAGCCACUUUCGUGAGCAUGGAAAGCGCCGAGAUCCGCUCAGCUGUGCGCCUGACAGCCCGCUGCCCCAGCUUCGUCGACCUCUCGGCACCCCAGCGCAUCAUGUUCAGCGAGAGUCUUCAAGCGGCCGUCGUUGAACAACUCACCCGCCGAGACGCCGACUCGGACGCAAGUUACCGCGUCGAUUCUUAUUGUAACGAUUCGUCGUCUCCCGGCCGGAAGGGCGAGAUCGUCCGUGUAGUCCGUGCCGAACUGGAUCUGGGCGAGCCACGUAUCUUCUCUUCUUCCUUCGACCCCGCCCGCGCCUCAACGCCGCUCGGGUAUCGCCCUAAGGGCUCGACGACAACCAAUAUCGAUCUGGACCUCAGCGUCGAUUGGGACGAGAUGGGCCUGCCGCCCAACCCGCCGCUCCCGGAGUCGUAUUGUGGUUUGGCGUUUGCACCGCACAGUAUCUCACAUGCCCCAAGUACCAAGCUCGAUGGGGAGGAGAUGGCGCGCGAGAGCCACGAAGCCGACUCGAGCAUCGCUCGCAGCGCAGGUUGGAUCCGGGCCCUGGUGGAGGGUUGGACGCCACUCCGCACAUCCACCAAUUCAGGAAUGUCGCGCAAGUCGACCCUCCCAUCCAUCGAGGAACACAGAACGCCUAGUCGUCCCAAGUCAUGGUCGCAUGGGACUCUGACCUCCGGGUUUCAGACGCCGAGCUCAAUUGCGCGCCUCCCCAUCCAACCGGCCGGCAGGCCGCUCAACCACCUCCCGUCCCUGCCUUUGGCCGUCGCCGUCCCACCUCCCCAGCCCCUCCCCCUUUCUCUUACCCGUCCAAUCUCCUCGCCAGUCGGCACAUCUCCCCUCUCUCCAUGGACGACGGGCGUGUACAGCCACAUGAUGCCUCGCCGCGUCGACCCAGCCCCGACGCCGCAACGCGCUGAAAUUACCCGCCCCGAAUGCACCACACACAAGUACAGCGUGCGCAGCACACCGCGCAAGGCGGAGAUGAGCAAGGCCAUCGGAGCUGUCGCCACAAUCAUACGCGCAGAAUCAGUUACCCCCGAUACAUCACGCAGCGAACUACGUAGUCUCACCCUCGUCGAGCGCGCCAAGCACCGCAAGAACCUCAAGGACAGAGUUGGCAGCGUCAGCCCUCGCCUAUCGACGGAACUCUCGGACAUCAUCAGUACGGGAACAGGCAGGGACAGUAGCCGCUUCGCGGACGCGUCGGGAUGGACAGAGGGCAGCUCGCGUUUCGCCGACGCCGACGACAGCUUCUACCAGAGCCCCGAGAGGGCCACCGCGACCUUUGGGCGGCACCUCCUGAAGGACAAGCACAAGGCCGAGUCAGUAGCCAAGCCCGCCCCUGCCUCGCUCAUAGUCGACAUCGCGCGCCCCGAGCCGGCCAGUAUGGCCCCGACGUACUCGCCACUCCGCUCGGGACCCGCAUACGAAGCGACUUUGGCCAGCCUGCGCGAAUACUCCUUCCCGACCCAGUCGCCAUCAGACCUUGGGAUCGACAAGCCCGUCGGCGGGGCGAUCAAAGUCGCGCGCGGCAGCGCGACCCAGACUGUGGUGUUCGACGACACCUCCCGCUCAACAGUUGCCGGUAUCCGUACCUUUGGCAAGACGAGCUCGUCGUCUCUGCCGCUCAGCAAGCUCUCGACAGGACCUGAAAGCUUCCGUUCUUCAGGCAAGAUGUCGACCGACUCUGCCCCUUUCAACCGCAGCUCCACCGAGCCGUUCAAGGUCUUCAACGAUACGACUAACACGACUACUAGCAAGAUCUCAUCCGGUUCUUCCAAGCUCUCCCUUCCGCCGAGUAAGGACAAGGAGAACGACCCAGGUGCGGCGGUGCGUACUGGCCGUGGCCGGCACAGGGGCUCGCAGGGGCUGGUGCGCGCUCUUGCGCCGCGAUUCUAG
Molecule: messenger RNA, 3999 nt
Organism: Cutaneotrichosporon cavernicola
Lineage: Eukaryota; Fungi; Basidiomycota; Tremellomycetes; Trichosporonales; Trichosporonaceae
Exons: 3
Coding region: 1-3999 (1332 amino acids)
Source: RefSeq, a predicted model, not a curated record